AUGUUAGAUACGGAGCGAUUCAUUAUCGAAAUUCAAAACAGAGAUGCUCUGAGGAAUCAGUCGUCGGAUGAUUAUUCGAAUAAAAAUUUAAAAAGGCAAUUAUGGUUGGAGCUGACUGAUAUAUUUGGUGGGGAAAAUUUGGAAGAAAAAGAAAAAGGAGAACUUGGAUUAAGUCUUCAAAAGAAAUGGAAAAAUAUAAGAGACACCUUUAUGAGAGAGUUAAAAAGACGCAAGGGCGCCAAAAGCGGUUCAGCUGCUAAGCGUAAAUCAGCUUAUAUUUACUUUGAUCAAUUACAAUUUUUAAUGCCAACCUUAGAAAUUAAUGAGACCAGUGCAAGUUUAUCAGAAACGACGCCGGAAGAAAACGAUAAUCAAACAAAUGAGUUGACUGAUACUCCUGAAAAUACUCGCAAAAAAACAAAGAAAAAUACUGACAGCGAAGACUGCACUUCACGACAAGUGGAUAAGCUUACAGCAGUGUUAGAGCAGAGCAUUAAAGCUCGACAAGGAGAUAGUAUUCAAGAUUAUGAUAAAAUGUUUAUGUUAUCUUUAUUAAGUGGAUAUAAACAAAUACCAGAACUAUUAAAAUCAAAAGCACAAAUUGAAUUGAUUCAGGUAAUAGAUAAAUAUAAAUGCAAUCCUCAAUUUACUGGCUAUGGAUUUCCAAAUACUUCUUUUGAACAUAGUCAAGGUCAUACAGGCUAUUACACCCGGCCAAGAACGGAAAAUUACUCUCAACCAAAUCCAUCUACAUUGGAAUAUUCCCAAAGUAUAUAUCAACGUCAAGAAAGCCAACCUCGUCCAUCUUCUUCCUACUCCACAGCUUCUGGCGACCUUACUUUCCCUCACUCAAAUGAAUCUGAAGCUUCGGGUUUCAUUGAACUGUUUCCGAAUGAUUAA
Molecule: messenger RNA, 900 nt
Organism: Leptidea sinapis
Lineage: Eukaryota; Metazoa; Arthropoda; Insecta; Lepidoptera; Pieridae
Exons: 2
Coding region: 1-900 (299 amino acids)
Biological process (GO): regulation of transcription by RNA polymerase II
Cellular component (GO): transcription regulator complex; nucleus
Molecular function (GO): DNA binding
Source: RefSeq, a predicted model, not a curated record